Molecule: messenger RNA, 2391 nt
Organism: Labeo rohita (rohu)
Lineage: Eukaryota; Metazoa; Chordata; Actinopteri; Cypriniformes; Cyprinidae
Gene: chrna1
Product: cholinergic receptor, nicotinic, alpha 1 (muscle)
Exons: 9
Coding region: 395-1765 (456 amino acids)
Biological process (GO): regulation of membrane potential; signal transduction; chemical synaptic transmission
Cellular component (GO): synapse; postsynaptic membrane; neuron projection
Molecular function (GO): transmembrane signaling receptor activity; acetylcholine-gated monoatomic cation-selective channel activity
Source: RefSeq, a predicted model, not a curated record
UUUAAGUUGAUUCGACUGCAAGGGGGCGACACUAAAAUGCAUUUUUGAUCACUAUUUCCUUAUCCCAACAUUUGAAAAGGGGAAAGUACAACUAAUAUUCGGUGGACAUAUUUUAGACCUUUUUCAUAAAGUUCACAGUGACAACUGACAAGUUUAGAUUAGCUAAAAUGGUUACAUUUGAGACAGUUGAUAAUUACUGCAACCGUAAAAACUUAGUACUUUAAGUUUAAAGCCAGCACACACGUGCAGUAAUGUUUGUCUCCCGCUGACUCUGACAGCUGCCAGCUCAUGCCACAAGCAGCUUUAACAAUACUGCAGCUCAUACACACAGAGUUCAGCUACAGUAAGGACGCGGUGCUCCUUCAGUCGACUUCACGGACUUUCUUACAAGGAGAUGAGGAACUUCAUACUGAUUUUACCCAUUUUGCCUUUUCUAUUUGGACCAGCACUGUGCUCAGAAGAUGAGACAAAGUUAGUAAAAACCCUGUUUACCGGAUAUAACAAGGUUGUUCGUCCUGUCAGCCAUUUUAAGGAUCCGGUAGUGGUUACUGUGGGUCUACAACUCAUUCAGCUUAUCAGCGUGGAUGAAGUUAAUCAGAUUGUCACCAGUAAUGUGCGGCUAAAGCAGCAAUGGAAGGAUGUGAAUCUGAAGUGGAAUCCUGAUGACUAUGGUGGCAUCAGGAAGAUCAGAAUUCCCUCCACUGAUAUCUGGAAACCUGAUUUAGUGCUUUAUAACAAUGCUGAUGGUGACUUUGCCAUCGUCCAUGAGACAAAGGUCUUGUUGGAGCACACGGGAAUGAUAACAUGGACUCCUCCAGCAAUCUUUAAGAGCUACUGUGAGAUUGUGGUCCUUCACUUUCCCUUCGACCUGCAAAACUGCAGCAUGAAACUUGGAACGUGGACCUAUGAUGGCAACCUCGUCAUUAUCAACCCAGACAAUGACAGACCAGACCUAAGUAAUUUCAUGGAGAGCGGGGAGUGGGUGAUGAAGGAUUACAGGAGCUGGAAACACUGGGUGUAUUACGCUUGCUGUCCAGAUACGCCCUACCUUGAUAUCACUUAUCACUUCCUCUUGCUCCGCCUGCCACUUUAUUUCAUCGUGAACGUCAUCAUCCCCUGCAUGUUGUUCUCCUUCCUCACUGGGCUUGUGUUCUACCUGCCCACAGACUCUGGUGAGAAGAUGACCCUUAGCAUCUCUGUCCUGCUGUCUCUGACUGUGUUCUUGCUGGUGAUUGUUGAGUUGAUCCCCUCCACAUCCAGUGCUGUUCCACUGAUUGGCAAAUACAUGCUUUUCACCAUGAUCUUUGUCAUUGCUUCCAUCAUCAUCACUGUGAUUGUCAUCAACACACACCACCGUUCACCCAGCACACACACUAUGCCUGCUUGGGUCCGCAAGAUCUUCAUAGACACCAUUCCAAACCUGAUGUUUUUCUCCACUAUGAAACGACCAUCCCAGGAACGACAGGAAAAACGUCUAUUUCCUGCCGAUUUUGACAUCUCUGACAUUUCAGGGAAACCUAUGCCAGCAUCUGUCACUUACCACUCUCCCAUAACCAAAAAUCCUGAUGUACGCAGUGCCAUCGAAGGUGUUAAAUACAUCGCAGACACAAUGAAAAGCGACGAGGAGUCCAACAAUGCCGCAGAAGAAUGGAAAUUUGUCGCCAUGGUCCUGGAUCACAUUCUUCUAUGUGUGUUUAUGGCGGUGUGUAUUAUUGGCACAUUAGCAGUGUUUGCCGGACGCCUAAUCGAGCUCAGCAUGCUGUGAGAGCCCAAAGGCCCACUUGAAGCCAGGGACUGGAGUGCCUUGACUCUCUGCUGAGUUGUAGCAAAGAGGAUACUUUUUACUGAUCAGACCAGAUGUUAAUGGAACAGUGAACUUAUUCAACAACUGGAAAAUAAAACACCCACUCUAUUUGGUUCUCUUCAUUUAAAGUAUUUCUGUUAACACAGUUGCACGCUCCUAACCUCAGAAUGCCUGUGUGAAUAUGCAGAACUUGACAGAAGUAAGCACAGAAGCAGAGAAAUAUGAAAAUGUGUGACAUUUAUUCUACGUAGGAGUAUAUUUUAUAUGUUAGACUUAUUUUUAUUUUUCUUCGUCUGUGUUUUCCAUGGUAACCAAUGUACUUGAAUUGCUUGAUAUUUAAAGAGAAAAGAAUGAAUAACUAAAGAAGAACUAAGCCUAAAUAGCAAACAAAUGGUUGACGUUGAUGUUGCUGCUGUUACAUUUCCCUGACAGUUUAUACCACUUUGUAUUUGGUGAAAUAUAUUAUGCAUAUACAUAUUUAAUAGUUAAUUUAAGUUUGUUUAUUAGUUUAAACAUGCUUUUUGAUGAAGCAUAUAUAGACCUGAUUGAAAAAAACUGAACUUUUGUCUUAUAAUCCGUAAUAAACU